This is a messenger RNA of Impatiens glandulifera, 1284 nucleotides long. RefSeq names its product cysteine synthase. Lineage: Eukaryota; Viridiplantae; Streptophyta; Magnoliopsida; Ericales; Balsaminaceae. The record is from RefSeq and is a predicted model, not a curated record. Bases 113 to 1090 code for a protein of 325 amino acids. Gene Ontology annotation, cellular component: cytoplasm. Gene Ontology annotation, molecular function: cysteine synthase activity. The transcript is spliced from 11 exons.
CAAACCAGUAUUAAAGCUAAUCACUUUUCCAAAUCUAAAUUCGGUACUUGUUCUUCUGUAGCUGAUUACGACCAAUUUCAUCGUCCAAAUCUAGUGAUCUUUUGUUUCAGAUAUGGCGGCAGAUAGAAUCGGAAUUGCUAAAGAUAUUACUGAAUUGAUCGGGAAUACUCCAUUGGUGUAUCUGAACAACGUAACUGAAGGAUGUGUCGCUAGGGUUGCAGCCAAAUUAGAAAUGAUGGAACCUUGUUCAAGUGUGAAAGAUAGGAUUGGUUAUAGUAUGAUUACUGAUGCUGAGGAGAAAGGCCUUAUCAAACCAGGAGAGAGUGUAUUGAUUGAACCUACAAGUGGAAAUACUGGGAUUGGAUUAGCAUUCAUUGCAGCUGCUAAGGGUUACAAGCUAAUUAUCACAAUGCCGGCUUCAAUGAGUCUCGAGAGAAGGAUUAUCCUUCGUGCCUUUGGAGUGGAAUUGUUUAUUACAGAUCCUGCUAAAGGAAUGAAAGGUGCUAUUCAAAAGGCUGAAGAGAUAUUGGCUAAGACACCGAAUGCUUACAUACUGCAGCAGUUUGAAAACCCUGCUAACCCGAGGAUACAUUAUGAAACAACUGGACCGGAAAUCUGGAAGGGAACGAGUGGGAAAGUAGAUGCUUUCGUUUCGGGAAUUGGUACUGGAGGAACAAUUACUGGUGCUGGAAAUUUUCUUAAAGAGCAAAAUCCUGAUGUAAAGAUUUAUGGUGUAGAACCUGUUGAGAGUCCUAUUCUCUCUGGAGGAAAGCCUGGCCCACACAAGAUUCAAGGAAUUGGCGCUGGUUUUAUUCCUGGUGUGUUGGAAGUCAGUCUCAUUGAUGAAGUUAUUCAAGUAUCAAGUGAUGAAGCCAUUGAAACUGCAAAGCUUGUUGCUCUGAAAGAAGGAUUACUGGUGGGUAUAUCUUCUGGUGCUGCUGCUGCAGCGGCAAUUAAGCUUGCAAAAAGACCAGAAAAUGCUGGGAAACUGAUUGUGGUGGUCUUCCCUAGCUUUGGCGAGAGAUAUCUGUCGUCAGUGUUGUUUGAAUCUGUUAGAAAGGAAGCGGAAAGCAUGACUUUUGAGCCAUGAGAGGUUCGGUUUCAGUUUGGUGGUGGUUCGUUCAUUAUGUUUUCGUAGAAUGGACUUUACUAAAUAAAUUGAGGGACAGGAUCAAGGAGGUUGUUGUACUGUUCUAGUUGUUUUUUUUAUAUCAUGUGAUGAUUAAUACAAUCCAACUAUGUUUCCUGGUUUAUAGUCUUGAGAAAAAAAUGUUUCAUUUACAA